Messenger RNA from Pocillopora meandrina, 12967 nucleotides. The record is from the annotation of a GenBank genome assembly. NCBI's taxonomy places the organism in Eukaryota, Metazoa, Cnidaria, Anthozoa, Scleractinia, Pocilloporidae.
AUGUCGCCCAUAAGAAGAAAACUAGUAGUUGUUGGAGAUGGUGCAUGUGGAAAAACAAGCCUCCUGUCUGUGUUCUCUACAGAAAAGUUUCCCGAGUUUUACGUUCCAACCGUUUUCGAGACUGAUGUCUCUGACAUUGAGGUUAACGGCGAAAUGGUAGAGUUAGCUUUAUGGGAUACCGCUGGACAAGAGGCUUAUGACAGACUGCGACCUUUGUCUUAUCCUGACACUGAUGUUGUCUUGAUGUGCUUCUCCGUUGAUAGUCCUGACAGCUUAGCAAACGUCCUCGAAAAAUGGGUUCCUGAAGUAAGGCACUUCUGUGGCCAAAGGGUUCCUCUUAUUUUAGUCGGUAACAAGAUAGACUUGAGACACGAUAAAAACGUAAAGAACGAUUUGUCCAAGUUCAAACAAGCGCCUUUAACUAGCGAAGAGGGACGAGCAAUGUUUGAAAGGAUCAAAGCUUAUGCUUACAAGGAGUGUUCUGCAAAAACCAGAGAGGGAGUAAGAGAUGUGUUUGAAACGGCCGCUAAGGCUACACUGAAAACUAAGCUAUACAACCGUCGACCGUGGCUUAAGUGUGGUAUACUAUAACUAAAUGUGAAAUAUCCGAAAUCAGUUUAAAACCUCUCUGAGCUUUGGGGCCCGAGGGCUAAGUUUAGUUUCAAAGUCAUUACGCGCUAAAACGUUUUAAAAACAAAUGCAUGGUUGUCAUGUUUGUCUACAAGUAAACAUAACGAGGAAAAAAAAAUCUCUAAUUUCCCGGUCAUUUGAUUCACACUAUUUAUAUUUUUUCCACAAUGGCUGUUUUGUGUCUGGUGAGGUCUAUUAAAGAAACGUAAUCUUUUAACUCCAAGCAAUCUAAUAUUGGUAAACGACAAAAAUUAUAUUUUGUUCGAAAAAUUAACAUAAUAUUGUUGGUAGCUUCUCUUGGCCAAAUUCAAAGUCAAUGAAAAGGAUUCAAAAUUCGUAUUUUUAGACGUUUUGUUGUCCUCGAUAGGUUUGUUGACGACGGGUUUUUUUUCAUCAAAGUUUACAAGAUAAGAUUCCUCGGGGGCAGAAUAAGAUUUUUUCAUAUAUGAUAUAUAUUUUUAUUAGACAAAAGUGUAAAUUUACUGAUAUUGAUGUUAAUAGAAAUUGUAGAAAAUAAACAGUCUUAAUUCAAUAACAAUAGUAAUUUUUACUUUUUAUAAUAAUAUUCAGAUGGGCAUAACAACAAUUCAAAAUUGAAUACAUUCUUUAUUCUACACCAGGGACACGGCCAUGGGAAGAAAUUUCUGGAUGCCAGUCAUCUUUAACUUCAAACUCUCCUAACUAAUCUUUUAAGAUAUGACUUGUGGCUUGAAGGGAGAAUUACUUAUGAGAUCAAAGAAGUUAAAGAAUCUGAGGCUUCUUGAUGAUUUUAGAAUAUACAACAUAUCUUACGAUCACGAUUCUUCAAAAGAGCGGCUCUUGCAGCCGUUUCAAAUACAUCUCGAACUCCUUCCAAUGCUUUAGAAGAACAUUCUAGGUAAACAUUUCCCUUGAUUCGUUCACACAUCUCGUGCCCCUGUUCGCUUGUUACAGGAGAUUGGUUUAAAUUCGAUAACAUUUCUUCAAUCCUUUGGUCAUGUCUCAGAUCUUUCUUGUUUCCCAACUAAAAUUAUCGGUGCUUUAGGACAGUGCUGCCUCAAUUCAGGUGUCCAUUUUUUAGCGAUACUCUCCAAACUCUCUGGUCGAUCAAUGGAAAAGCACAUCACGAUAACAUCUGUGUUGGGAUAAGCCAGAGGUCGAACGACGUCGAAAUCAUCUUCUCCCACAGUGUCGCAAAACUCAAGCUCGACUGUUGUGCCAUCAACGUUGAGGUUAAAAACGUCAUUUUCAACUGUUCGAGGUUUAUACCCUUCAGGGAAUUUCCCGGCAGAGAAGGUCAUCAAAAGACAGGUUUUCCCGCAUAAACCGUCACCAACGAUGACGAACUUUUUUCUAAUUGCUGACAUGAUUAAUCCGCGAUCUGCAAAUGAGAAUGAGAUAGAAAGUGUUGAACAGCCCCUCCAAACGAAAAUUUGGGAAGCUAAGCCCCCCGCCAAUCCACUCCACCCCCGUUCGGCAAAUAUUCAUUUUGAUCGUUUUUUAGCGAAAUCAAAUGUCGUAAGAAUUUUUUCCAUUUGAACAGCUCCGGCCCGUGUUCCAAAAGGAGACAUUAAAGUUUGAGUAGGGGUAUGUACUUGGCUUAGCACACAGGAUGAGCCCCCCCCUACACUUCUAAGCGCUCCGCUACUUCUCUGUCAACCCUUUAAAUCCCAUGAGUGACCAAGACAGAUCUUCUCCUUACAAUAUCAAUACAAUAUGAUGCAGAAGAGUGAUGAGAACAGAGGAAAAUAUCAAUUACGAGAUUAUCAGUUGAUCCAAAACCAAAUUCUCGGAACUAACAUCAUAAGAAUUGUGUGGAAGUCAGUAAGGAGAAUCACUAAUGAGAUUGUGGAAUUAAAAGGGUUAAAAUAAUUAGUCUUCGAACUAUCUCUCUAUCAGAAGUAACCAAAGCAAGUUUUUCCUCUCGAUAUUAAUAAAAGAGAUGACAUGAAGUAAUUGUGUCAAUCAGAGAAUAUCGAUUGAUUCAAAAGCAAAUUCUCAGAGCUAAAAUUAUAAGAACUACAUGGCAGACAGUGCAGAAGAAUUGACAUUUUGAUCAUGUGAGAGAUAAGGUCAAGGUGAGGUUUCCUACCAUUUAAAACUGACUUAUUAUUUUGUCUUACAAUACGAUUUAGCGAUCCGUUCGAUACCUAGACAAGAACCCCCCCACCCCCUCCCUCCUUGAUUGAAAAGAGAGACCUCUUGAAAUUGAUACACCUCCCGUCCCAUAUGGCGUUCCAUUAUUCACACCAUUCCCCUCUCUUCCUUAAGGAGGUCCACUUGUCCGAUGACCCGAAUUCAAUGAUUGUGAUGUUUCAGAUAUAAUUUUCGAUCGAAUGAUUUGAAAUCAUUUGCGGGAGAAAACCCGCGUAUAACAAAUCGUGAUUCAAGCACAAAACUGUCAGUCGAAAAAUAAAUUCCCUGACUAAUUUCCUUAUUAUAAGACUUCAAUGUCAAUAUCGCGCUCGUUCUCAUCGAACCAUGCAAUGUUGCGAAAUCCACACUUGCUCAGAUUCUGUCAUUAUCGACGUUAUGAUGACAGCGAAGCAUAGCGACGUACUUUCUUACUUACCUUAAAACCACAGGCUCUAAUAUGAGGGGAAAAAAGCAGUGAACUGCAACUGAAAAACAAUUGAUUCUAUCUAGAAGUUUCACAAGAGGAAAUGAUAUCAAACGGAAAUGACGCCACUCUUGUCACGCAAGUCGCUUGUCACUCAUACCGGGAGAAUGACAUAAGAAAGUAUUUUUUAAAACUAUAAAAUGUUGUUUCUCUCGAAAAGAUUUGAAAUGAGAAUUUUUGAUAACACAAGUGCUCGUUUUAAAAGCGCUGUUCAUUGACCUAAGGGGGAUCCAAAAGAACUAAGACCGAGAGCGUUGGGAAACAGGUUUAUGUCUGAGGCUGUCUUUAGAUCAAGCAUAUCAUAUCAUAUCCUUCGACGUCAAUUCCCAAGGACGAGCACUUGUAAAAUCAAUCGCACUUUGAAAGAAGAAAGUGGUUACAAAAACGCAAGAGAUUUUCAUCACUUCCUGACAAGACAAAACGACAGCAUUUUUCUAAACAUACUAUGACAAAAAUAGAUGCUCAUAUGUCUGACCAAAAUUAAACACGAUCCAUUCGAUUUUUUAAGUCCAUGUAAUAUAUAAUUACUGUAUCCUUCGAAAGUGAAGGAAAUUUUGACAAUAUGGCAUAAUUAUAUAUCGUAAGCUUAGUUUGCAUAAAUUAAAAACAUGACUCAUCGAUGUUUUUGUUUAUUCAAGCUUAGGCAUUAAAUUUAAAAGUAGAUGAGGGGUUUUCAACCAAUCAGAAGCCCGGAUGACAUACUAGAGGUAUAUUCCCUGAUGUCAUAUACAGUUUCCAAUAAUAACUCCUCCGCUUGAACAGAAUAAAUUCAGGAAUCUGACAGUUAUCUCUCAUUCACGAGUUGGACUUCGCAGUCAAAUAUCGGACAUUUUACCUAUUUCAGACUUGUUCACGCACGACCUCCUUAGAAGUGAUUUUUAUUAAGGUACGUAUUGAGGAAUGACUCAGAAUGUACGGCCAAUUCCACAAUUUACUUUUCGCUAAAUGAAUAUCUUUGUAUAAUACAAAAAACCAUUAGAAUUGUUGUGAAGUUAACGGGAAUGAUUAUAAACAGCUGGUUCGUGCAUAAGCUGUGCCUUUAGCGAGAUUUGAAGCACUCGGGAAGUUUGAAGAGAGCAUGCGAUGACGCUCGGUUGCGCCGAGCAACUCUUAUUUUUAUAGGGCCCUCCAAAGUAUCUAAGUGCUUUAUUUCACGAGUAACUCACAACUGAAACAUAAAAACAUUGUUUUAUAUCGUCUACAAAGUGGGAAUUUUAAUGAGAAGGUUCCCGCUGUUACGCUUCAAUGCUCACUGACCGGCAAGCGUGAAGUAAUUGGGCGAAGUAAUUAAACGCAAAGCACGCUCGCACUGUUGAAACGAAUUACAAUAGAUGCAUGCAAUAUCAUUAUUUGAAAAAGUUACUGGCAUUGUUUAUACCUACGGUUUGAUCUUUUAAGCGAAAAAUAAUGAUCUCCAGAGUGCCUAAGUUCAAACUGUUUCCCUUCAAAACACGAUCUCGCGUUUUUCCUUACCAUUUAGAAUAAUGUUCAAACAUUUGUAUCUCAGUAAAAAAUAAGAAUUUUUCUUCAAAGUCAUGGGCUAUGUAUGUUUGUUGAACUAUUUUUAAUAUAAAGCACACUAAAUACUUCCUCCUUUUUGCUUUGUCAGACUGAGGAUUCAGUAAUGUCGUUAUCUGCCACGAGGAAAAAACUGGUCAUUGUAGGCGAUGGCGCCUGUGGGAAAACCUGCCUUCUGUUCGUAUUUUCUAGAGAUGAAUUCCCCGAAACUCAUGUGCCAACAGUUUUCGACACUUAUGUAGCUGAUAUGGAAGUUGAUGGAAAAAUGAUAGAGUUAGCACUUUGGGAUACAGCUGGACAGGAAGAUUAUGACAGGCUUCGACCUCUGUCUUAUCCCGACACUCAUGUUGUCCUGAUGUGCUUCUCUGUUGAUAAUCCCGACAGUUUUGAGAAUAUCCCUGAAAAAUGGGCUCCUGAAGUAAGACAUUUCUGCCCAUUUGUACCGAUCAUUUUGGUAGCUAAUAAGAAAGAUUUGAGACACAACGAAAGUGUGAAGAAAGAGCUUGCGAUUUAUAAACGAGCGCCGAUAUCAAGCGAGGAAGGAUCAGUUAUGUGUGAAAGAAUCAAAGCUCAUGCUUACUUGGAAUGUUCAGCCAGAACGAGAGAGGGAGUCCGAGAUGUGUUUGAAACGGCUGCCAGGGCUGCGCUUAGAUCGAAACCAUACAAGCCUCGUCGAUCAUGGCAAAAAUGUCGUCUAUUGUAAAAGUUUGGCCAGAUGGGGUUUGCAGCAGUGUAGCGUGGAAUGGAACUCGAUAUUCUUUCCGAACUGAGAACCGUCAGUUAGAAACAAUCAGAACAACUGAUCAUGAAAAAACAGUGACCUUUAUGUUCUCCGUUAUCAUUUAACAUUCGCGAAAUUCUCAGGCUUCUGAUUUAGAUUCAUAGUUUAACUCAACGCAGAGCGUAAUCUAAAAUAAUUAAAAUUAAUUUAUGAACAUUUUGAUGCUCUCAUUUCAAUUUGUAACUAUUUUGACACGGCUUAACAGACAGCAGGUUUUUUUUGUUUUUGUUUUUUUUGAAAUGUUUUGGUAGUCUAGUCUAUUCUUUUUCCAGUUACAAGGUAAGAGUCGCCACCCUAGACCCUGGAAAAAAUCUCGGUAUUCAAUUUUAGGAAUUAAAGGGCUUACAGGCAGAAGAAAAUGUUCACGAAGUAAUCAAAAUCUUCGAAGGAAUUUAUGGAGGUCUAUCUCCUUAAGUCAAUUCAGGAAAUACCGGUUCUUUAAAUUGAGAGGACAAAAACACAAACAAGGCAUCUUCUCAAGGAGUUAUAUAAUGCUUCAGAUGAUUUUUGCAAAUUCAAAUUGCCUGCACAACAGGCGUAAUUUGUUCACGUUUCACAGGCGAACAAAGAUAAGAGCGAGUCGUGAACCUAACUCAGUCUGUCAAAUUCGCUAUUUGCAGUAAACCUUUGCUAUCUCCACUCUUCAAUAUCCAUGUCAAGUGAAGUCAAUUUUAUCUUUAACUCACACGAACUUUUGCUAGUAAGAUAAGUUAUUAUUGAAACACAUUGGUGUGAGAAAAAAAAGCUCAAUAACUACUUGAAAUAGAUGAAAAAAAGAAGGGAAUAGUAAAGUAUCGAAAAAAAACAAUAGCACUAUUGUUGUGUGUGUGUGUGGAGUUUGAUACACCGGAAGAGUUCAAGGUACGAAUGGAGUGGGUGCCGCAAAGUGACUGAUCAAUACAAGGAAAAUGAAAAUGGAAUAACUUACUAGUUAGAUUAGUAAUUUUACUUCAUACAAUUGCUGUCAAGACAUGCUAUAAACAGCUAAAAAUUAAUAACACUGUUUAUCUCAGAGUCCUGUUUACUCUGAUGAAAGCUACAGAAGGAAGUUAUUAUUUUGACAGUUGGCGAAUUCAAAACUUGGGCUGUUUUGUUGAUAUUAUUGUUCUGUUAUGCUUUGUUCUUGCCUCGUCAAAAAGGCAAUUUUUUUUGCUUCCCCACCCGCAGUAAAUUUCUCACGAAUUUACUUCCAAUAUUUCAGCAAUUAAAGACGACCAAAAAAAAAGGCACCGAAAUCAUUGUGUGUUUCAACUGAGCUCUUCAUUUCCAUCGAUUAUCGAAUGAGUUUUCUCGAUAGAGCGUCAAACUCCAAACUCCCAGGCAGUAACAAACGUGAUUUUGUAGAGAUUUUUUGCAUGCACUUUUAAAGCCGAAUCCCAAAAGCUGAGCUAUAGCGGGUAUUUUUUCUCCGCCGAGGCAAUCAAGGCCAUAAAUAUUUACGAUCCCGCAAUCCCCCGACGCACGUACAGAACGAGGAAGCGGAAAUGACGUCAGCUGAAUUAAGUUCCGCAAAACGAUUUUGACGCGAUAAGAACGCCGGCCAAAUCAAACAUUAUUUCGUUAUUGGUUUCUAUUCAAGCCAACUAAAGGCCAAAAGGAUACAACGCAAGGACUUUUCCUGAUGUUUUCAUCAGUGGCCAAUAAUUACUGCUCUGCCCUGAUACAGUAGUAUAAAAUGAAGGCACCUAAAAGUUUACCAUAAUCGUCAGUGGCUUAUCCUGAGAUCUGGGAAUUUUGGCUCACUCGACGAACUGUAUUUGAUAAGAAGAGGUCAUCAAGAGGUAAUAUUUCUUUGAGGUAAGCGGAAAAUUUGAUCGCCAACAUUUUAAUUCUACAUACAUUUAUUGAUAAUUGUUAAAAUCUGCGCAGAUGUCCAUAAACAAAUCUAUGAAUUCAUUAGAUAAUCUCUUGCGUCGAUGUUUAGCGCGUCACGCAAGGCUUUGCGUGACUCAAACAACGGGAUGAGGUGGUAGGGGGAAUAAUGUAAAGGUAAAUGGGGGGGGGAGAAGGUUUAUUCUUACACCUCCCCUCUUAUUUAUUUAUUCGCUCUGAAAUUUGAGUAUGGUGAUGAACUUCUCAAGCAAAGAGUUUCGUGUGAAAUUUACUCUCUGCUUUAUUUUGCAGGUUCAACUGAGAAAUCCACUGAUCAUGUCAUAUAUCUGUAAAAAAUUGGUAGUUGUAGGUGAUAGUGGCUGUGGAAAAACUUCUCUUAUGACGUCGUUCGCUUGCAAAAAAUUCCCCGAAGAAUUUGUGCCGACACUUUUUGACGGUGGAUAUCGGGCUGAGAUUACAGUUGAUGGAGAUACGGUUGGGCUGGCAUUUUGGGAUACAGUAGGAAAAGAAGUGGAAUACGAUAGGCUGCGACCUCUGUCUUAUACUGACGCUGAUGUUAUUUUGAUGUGUUUCUCCAUUGAUAGUCCUGAUAGUUUAAAGAAUAUCCCUGAACAAUGGACUCCUGAAGUAAGGCACUUCUGCCCCAAUGUACCUAUCAUUUUGGUUGGCAACAAGAGAGAUUUGAGAAACGACAGAAAUGUAAUAAACGAGCUAUGGAAACUGAAGCAAGCGCCUGUUACCAGCGAGGAAGGAUUUAAGAUGUGUCGAGAGAUCAAAGGUCAUUUAUAUCUAGAAUGUUCUGCUAAAGCAAUGGAAGGAGUUAGAGAUGUAUUUGAAACGGCUGCUAAGGUCUCGCUGAAAACAACGUGUCGUUGCCGUAGAUAUAAAUGUGGAAUUCUGUAACUAGUUAUUGCUUUUCUAGAUCAAUGCCAGGAGCUCAGCGAUUACGCACCUACCCCUCCCCUAGCCCAACAUUGACCCUAACUUGUUAUCAGUUGACUGUUGUGAGUUAGGAGAGGGGUAGGUGUGCAGUUGAUCAAACACCGACAUUGAUCCACCUCGAUUGGUUGGCAGAGGCGGAUCCACGAAUUUUGGACAGAGAGGUGGGUGUUCAAACUCUGUUUCAGAGAACGCAAAAAUGUUUUUCAUACAAGAGCUUAAGAACGUAUAGAAAUGCCCGGUAUUUCAAGACAAGUAGAUUCUAAAUACUUCACAUUGAGUAAUAACAUGCAAUCCUAUCGAUGCAAGAGUUGAGGGUGUCAUUCAAGAGGUAAAAAAUACUCACAGGUGUGAUGCAAGGAGUAUUAAACUGGUGAAUUCGCCCCAUCAAAACUUCGCCCUCAUCCACCGUUAUUUGUGAGUUCGCUCCCUGUUGCAUGUUGGUCGCAAAAAUAUCAUGUUUUCGAGUGGAAAUUUAUAAGUUCUGUGAUAUGGAAACGAGUCGAAAGAUUUGGGGGCGAACUGUUUAAGGUGGGAGCGAAUUUGUCUUUACGUUAGAGGCGAACUCGCAAAGGUGAUAGUGGGCGAACUUCCAAGGGGGCGAAGUCAUUAUAAACCGUAAGAGCUUACCCGCAGGCUAAAGGAGAAGUUCGAAAUGUCGUGUUAAGCUUUGGCUUUCAGUUUUGCUCUAUAUAACCUCUACAUCGUAUUACUUUUAAGCGACAAUGGUCAUAUACAGACAUCUGUCGCUCAGAGCGAUUACUCUAAGCUACUUAAGCUUUAGACCCUCAGCCACAAAAAAAUCUUCAGACUUAAGAGCUUUAAAAGAAAUACGAUACUUCAGGCUGCCGGCUGUAACAUCAUGGAAGACCCGUGACUUUUUAAACUGAGGUACCAUUCGCCAAUUGCAUGUUUACUAACCGAAUAUUUUCUAAAUUGUUCAAAGAAAUUAUUCUGAAAUGUUAACGACAAGAAUUACAGUAAUAAGCUCCAAAUGUUUAUCUUACUCUUGUAAUCCAUAAUAAAUUUAUUAUUUUCUUACUGAUGAAUAAAAAAAAUUUCGUUAUCUGUUUGGUCACGCAAGAUAAAUUUUUUUCAAAAAAAUUUUCUCGACACUACCUAAAUUAUUCAUCACGGUACAAUAAUCUGCAUUCUAUGUGGUAAAGAUUGCAGAGUUAUCGUCUAAUAAUGAUAUUAAUACCAAGAAUGAUAGUAAUAACGAUGAAAUGAUUACGAAAGUUGACGAUUUUGGGCGGGUCUACCUAAUCCUCUGACCCUCAUCCUCCUGAUUAAAAUUCCUGGUUUUCAUGUAAAUUAAGCCUCGCAAAAAAUACUUUGUAUUCUUUUGCUCAAGUAGGAGGCGUUUUAGUGUCUUUUUACCAGACAGCCGCUGUAAUAUUUGUCUGGACGCGUACAAAGAUUACGCCUGUUGUGAGGGUUAAAUAAAACUUCAACCUCGUGUUGAUGGAACCAUCGCUGAACUGUCAGUUGCUACUAUGACUUACUCUACAAGAGGGUUUGCGUAACGCUGUAUCAUGAAGGACAUGAAAGGAAACAGUUUAUCAGGGCAAAAAUGAAGAAAGCGUUGAUAAUUUUUUUGGGGCUGAUACUUAGCCUGGCCCAAAUACUGAAAACUUCAAACUUUUUGAAGUCAAGUGAGGGUUAUAGCCUAUAGCGUGUCAUAUCACAACAGGGGCGGUUUCAAGUUGGGGCGUACUUGUUUCCGAUAUAAAUAUAUCUCUCUCUCAGAAAAUUCUAGAAUGAACAGAAGGAAAGACCUAUAUCUGUUCCCGUCUCAAAAAUGUCUGAGUUUAGUUCGGAAUCGCAACGUACUUAUCGUAUUAGGCACUUUUUUGUCUCUAUGUUUCCGAUUACAUGUUCUCGAACAGUUCUUGUCACGGGAAGUCUUAUGCCGCAUUCACACCAAAGCUUAAACAUGUUUAAAAGUUGUUUUGUUAAACACAGUUUAAUUUUUUUUUUCUUUUUAGAAACUAUUUAACCGAAUAUUUUUGACUUGAAUGUAGCACAUUGGAAAUGCAAGUUAGCAAGUACUUGAAUCCAAUGGAAAAUCAAGUUUUUCAGUGCUCUGUUUAUAAUUUUCAUUCAAUGAAAACCAGUUUAACAAAACAUGUUUUGCUGGUGUGAAUGGGGUAUUAGUCGAAUGUCACGCAUCGCUUAUUGACAGCACAGAACCGAAAUACACUAUUGAUACAAUCAAAACUGGAUUACAUUAGCUCAUGUUUUGCCUAUUGGCAUUAAUAGAGAAAAAAUCAAUCUUGAAAAAUAGAAAAAAGAAACUUUGCGCGAACCAGCAUCCCCUUGAAGGAUCACGAAGAUCUAAAGUCUAUUUUUGGAAAACACGUGUGAUCGACGUGUAAACUGAGGUCAGCGGUAAGAAUAGCAGAACCCCCCCGACUACACUGUAGCAGAAGAACGGGUUGUCGCUCGUUGAUCCUUCGUUCCAGUCACUGUCGGGAGUAUUCUAAACCCACGAUAAGGGACAGUGUUCUUUACAUUUGAAAGGUAGGUUAUUAAACACAAUUACAUCUAAAAGAAAGCUUAGAAUCGUAGAUCAGGGUCUCAUUGCCAAAUAUGCAACGUGAAUCAAACUUGAAAAUGGCGGCCAUUUCGUUAAAAGUAUUUUUUGGGUCACAGAAGCGCUCAUCUGAAUUUGUUGUGCGAGUAUUUUAGUGUUUGUCCGCCGCUCAUUCCGUCAUCAGACCUUCAUUUUUCAAAUGGUGUUAUGUAAUUUAUUGGAUUCGUUAUACCAAUUUGAAGAGAUUCCAAUAUCAUGUCCUCUUUUCUUUCCUUUCACUCUUAACUCGCUGGUUCCAUCUGAUUGGCUAAACUUAAGGAGAGUUUAAAAGUCUGGUAGUCGAGCAUCUUGGUUGGUAAAAUGUUUUUGAAAGAUUCAAUCAAGUUUUCUGUGAAUGUGAAUAAAGAAAAAUUUUCAGAUGACCUUUCGACACCCAGCUGAUUUACACCAGACCAACUGAACUCAAACAAGAGACUUGGGAUGGUGAUGUCAACACUAACAUUGCUGAAAAUAGUAAAAUUAUCAACUUUUUCUAAGGGAAUUCCAAAAUCCGUGGUAAUGUUAGUCACUGCUCCUGAAAAAAGCAGUUUUUGGGACUACUCUCACACCAAAGAUCUUGGUUCAAAUUAUUUAUGGUCUGGUGACAUAAGUUGGUUUUCAUCAACUGAGUUGAUAAUGUAAAUUGGCCACUGUAAAUAUUUUCAUGCUGAUGCUGAUGUGUCGAGCAGUGAAUAGUGGGUUGUGUGCAGUUUGUUGCAGAAAGAUGGAGCCACGCUAUUGGUGGAAGAUUGCAUUGUGUAUUUUCUGCUACUGUGUUCCCACCAAUACCAUAGCUUAAUUUUUCUCUACAUAAAUUGUACAUCACACACAAUUCCACUUUUUUCUCUGGUGAAGGUCUAACACUCUAAAUGUUAGCUUUAGAAACUUUACCAUGACCAAUUCACUUCAUCAAGUCAUUUGAUAUAGUAAAGUUAUCUUUAAUACUCCCCAUCAACACAGCACUAUAGUUUCUUUCUCUUGUAUGGUGAGAUUACCUUGGGGAGAUUUUAAAAAAUCAUCUGUUACUGCUUGUGAUUGACACUUCAACAAUGAGACAAUAACGUGGAAAUAUUGAAAAGAACCAUUCAGAUUAAUGAAGUAUCAGCCACUUACCAAUAAACACUUUUUGACCAGCAUCUUAUGUUUCCUAACAAUAUCACCUUUGAAUCACACAUAAAAGUCAUGAGAAAAAAGGAAAUAAUCACCAAAUAAAGAAGCUAUGGAUAUUUCAACAAAUUCUCCUUGUCAGCUCCUUAAGAAAUUUAUAGGGGACAUUGUGGAAAUUAUGCAUAUUGAUAUUAAGUGUAAAAGGUUACAAACCAUUCCAGGACCACUUUCACUUAAAAAAUCACACAGUGACUAUAUGAUGAAGAACUUGAAAGCUGUGCAAUAUAAGUGUAGAUUGAAAAUGCCUAUCUGGAGAAGCUAUAGCAAAUUUUUCUUGGAGAUGCAGAAAAUGUGAUUUGACUAACUUGACUGUACAGUUCUUUCCCUAGAUUGAUGAUUUAAGAUGGCAGCAAUACGCAAAAAACUUGUGAUUGUGGGUGAUGGUGCCUGUGGCAAGACCUGUUUACUGAUUGUGUUCUCUAAAGAUGAGUUCCCUGAAGUGUAUGUGCCUACAGUGUUUGAAAAUUAUGUGGCUGACAUUGAAGUUGAUGGCAAGACAGUAGAGUUAGCAUUAUGGGAUACAGCAGGACAAGAAGACUACGAUAGGCUACGACCUCUGUCUUAUCCCGACACUGAUGUUAUCCUGAUGUGCUUCUCCAUCGAUAGUCCUGACAGUUUGGAGAACAUCCCUGAAAAAUGGACUCCUGAAGUGAAGCAUUUCUGUCCAAAUGUCCCAAUCAUUUUGGUUGGUAAUAAGAGAGAUCUCAGAGAUGAUGAACACGUCAAGAAAGAAUUGGCAAAGAUGAAACAAGAGCCAGUCAAACAUGAAGAAGGAACUCAAAUGUGUGAAAAGAUCAAUGGGUAUGCAUACUUGGAGUGUUCGGCAAAAACAAAGGAUGGAGUGAUAGCUGUUUUUAGAACAGCUACAAAAGCUGCCCUUGAUACCAAAGCAAAGAAGAAAAAAAUGAAAUGUUGCAUAGUUUGA